UCUUGCUGUCUUUUCCGGAGCCUGUGGGCUCUUCCACUUUCUCUGGGACGUUGGGUUCUUAUUUGCAAAAUGCGGAGGCAGUACCUUUAAAUUUUGGCUUUGUUUUUUUGCUGAGUCGGCGUCACUCAGUCCCGAGUGAGUCACAUCUAGCAGAAGUGGGAACAGCAGAGUUUAGUGUGUGUGUGUGUGUGUGUGUGUGUAUUUGCUGUUUCCUCCUGUAUUCUACCGGAGGAAUUGGGGGAAGAGAGGAGGUCCUGGAGUGGAGACUGCCGCCCGGCGGGUAUCCCUGGCGUCUUUCCACCUGCUGCCUGCAGAGGGAGCCCUACUGUUGGCACGACCGUGGCAGGCCUCUCUUGAUCCACAGUCAGUCCGCUUAAUCUCCGUAAGGUUCUGUUUCGGACAGUACGCCCUCCCUUCUCCAUCUGCUCCCCCACUUGCAGUACGGGGGAGAUGAGGCCUAUGUAUAGAGAGCACCUUAGCCAAGGUUCAUGGCCUCUGGCCUAAAAGCAGUCAGGAGCAGCGGGGCCCAAUGCCCUCAGGAUUCGGGGAGAGCUGUGGCUUUCUUUUCUUUGGAGCUUGCAGGUGGCUAAGCUACGGUUACAGAGGAAACUUGACAGAGACCUAAGGGUCUCAACCAUCCCAUCUUCUCCUAUUCUUCUCUUCCAUUUGCUCACCUGAGCAUGAGUACAGUUUCCUCCCACUCUUUCAGGAUCCCCUUUCUUGCUUUUCACUUACAAUAUGCAUAAUUUGAGCUGUAAGAUUACCACCUUUUCCACGAAGAGCUUCACCGAGUUUUUCCCAUGGAUUAAGUGCUACAGACCAGAUACUUCUUGACAGGUUCUGGCCUGGGCUGCUGAUCGCACUGGGCUCCGUCUGCCCAGGGGGUUCGCCAUGUGGCAUCUCCACACACAUCGAGAUAGGACACAGAGCUCUGGAGUUUCUCCACCUUCAGGAUGGGAGAGUUAACUACAAAGAGCUGUUGCUUGAGCACCAGGAUGCGUAUCAGGCUGGAGCUGUGUUUCCUGAUGCCUUCUACCCCAGCAUCUGCGAGAGAGGGCAAUUCCAUGACGUGUCUGAGAGCACGCACUGGACCCCCUUUCUGAAUGCAAGCAUCCACUAUAUCCGAGAGAACUACCCUCUUCCCUGGGAGAAGGACACAGAGAAAUUGGUAGCCUUCUUGUUCGGCAUUACGUCUCACAUGGUGGCCGACAUUAGCUGGCACAGCUUGGGUAUCGAGCAAGGAUUCCUUAGGACCAUGGGAGCCGUUGAUUUUCAUUACUCCUAUUCUAAGGCGCAUUCGGCGGGUGAUUUCGGAGGUGAUGUGUUGAGCCAGUUUGAGUUCAAUUUUAAUUACCUCGCACGACGCUGGUAUGUGCCCAUUGAAGAUCUGCUGGAGAUUUAUAAGAAACUCUAUGGCCGAGAAGUCAUCACCAAAAAUGCAAUUGUUGACUGUUCAUACCUUCAGUUCUUGGAAAUGUAUGGUGAGAUGUUAGCUAUUUCCAAGCUUUAUUCCACUUACUCCAGAAAGUCUCCAUUUUUGGUGGAACAAUUCCAAGAAUAUUUCCUGGGGGGACUGGAUGACAUGGCUUUUUGGUCCACUAAUAUUUACCGUCUGACGAGCUUCAUGUUAGAGAACGGGACCAGUGACUGCAACCUGCCUGAGAACCCUCUGUUCAUUGCAUGCGGCGGUCAACGAGCCAGCACCCAGGGCUCCAGAGUGCAGAAAAAUGAUUUCCAUAGGAAUCUGACUGCAUCCCUAACCAAAGAUGUUACGAAAAAUAUAAACUAUACUAAAAGAGGUGUGCUCUUCAGCGUGGAUUCCUGGACCUCGGACUCCCUUACUUUUCUGUACCAGACUUUGGAAAGGAACAUACGGACAAUGUUCACAGGCAGCUCCCAGCAGUCAUGGAAACAUGUCUCCAGCCCCCUGGCAUCUUACUCCCUGUCUGUUCCCUACACGAGACUCGGCUGGGCAAUGACCUCGGCUGACCUCAACCAGGACGGGCUCGGGGACCUGGUGGUAGGCGCCCCAGGCUACAGCCACCCCGGCCACAGCCAGGUUGGGCGCGUGUACCUCGUGUAUGGCAGCGAGCUGGGCCUGCCCCCCCUCGACCUGGAUCUCGACAAGGAGGCCCACGUGACCCUGGAGGGUUUCCAGCCCUCAGGUCGGUUUGGCUCGGCCUUGGCCGUGUUGGACUUCAACAAGGAUGGCGUGCCUGACCUGGCUGUGGGAGCGCCGUCGGUGGGCUCUGAGAAGCUGGCCUACACGGGUGCGGUGUACGUCUACUUCGGCUCCAGGCAAGGAGGAGUUUCUUCUGGCCCCAACGUCACCAUCUCCUGCCAGGACACCUACUGUAACUUGGGCUGGACACUGGUGGCCGCAGACAUGAACGAGGACGGCGAGCCCGAUCUGGUGAUGGGCUCCCCUUUCGCGCCGGGGGGAGGGAAACAGAAGGGCAUGGUGGCUGCGUUUUAUUCCGACCCCAGCUGGAGCCACAAAGAAAAGCUGGGCGUGGAGGCGGCCAACUGGACGGUGCGAGGUGAGGCGGACUUCUCCUGGCUCGGCUACGCCCUCCACGGGCUCCGCAUGAACAACACAACCGUGCUGCUGGUGGGGAGCCCAACCUGGAGGAACACCAGUAGCCCGGGCCACCUGUUCCACGCUCACGACGAGAAACAGAGCCUCGGACGGGUGUAUGGCUAUUUACCCCCACAACGCCAAAGCUGGUUUACCGUUUCUGGAGACAAGACGAUGGGGAAGCUGGGGGCUUCCCUGUCCAGCGGCCACGUGCUGGUGAACGGGACCCGGAAACAAGUGUUGCUGGCUGGAGCCCCGACUCACGAUGAGGUGUCCAAAGUGGCAUUCCUGACCAUGACCUUGCACCAGGGCGGAACCACUCGGAUGUAUGAACUGACCCCUGACACACAGCCUUCUCUGCUCAGCACCUUCAGCGGGGACCGCCGCUUCUCUCGAUUUGGUGGAGUUCUGCACUUGAGUGACCUGGAUGGCGAUGGCUUAGAUGAAAUCAUCCUGGCGGCGCCCCUGAGGAUAACGGACGUCACCUCUGGAAUGCUGGGUGGGGAAGACGGCCGUGUUUAUGUCUAUAAUGGCAAGCACAUCACCUUCGGCGACAUGACGGGCAGAUGCAAAUCAUGGAUAGCUCCAUGUCCUGAAGAGAAGGCCCAGUACGUACUGAUUUCUCCUGAGGCAAGCUCAAGGUUUGGGAGCUCUGUGGUCACCGUGCGGUCAAAAGACAAGUUCACUGUGGUGAACAUUCAUACUAUUUCACUUGCACGACACCUACCUGGGAUUGUUGGCGCUGCUGACAAGUGGACAUGGACAGUCUGAGGAUGAGAGUGGCCACUCACUGAGCCUCCAGCAACGGGCUGGAAUUAGGACUCGGCCUGCACCUGAGCCGAGCUGCCUUAGUCUGCGUCUCUGAAACCUCGUGGCACUAACCCGUCUCCAUCUCUGUUGUCACCCGAGCACAGCAGGAUGCGUGGACUAGGGCAGGAGCUUCACAGGCAUGAUCAACAUACUGUUCUGUGUCCCCUACAGAACCAAGUUGUCGUUGCUGCUGGAAGGAGUUCUUUGGGAGCCCGACUCUCCGGGGCACUGCACGUCU
This is a messenger RNA of Leptonychotes weddellii (Weddell seal), 3626 nucleotides long. Lineage: Eukaryota; Metazoa; Chordata; Mammalia; Carnivora; Phocidae. The record is from RefSeq and is a predicted model, not a curated record.